Messenger RNA from Lathyrus oleraceus (garden pea), 963 nucleotides. Its product is annotated as casein kinase 1-like protein 10. Lineage: Eukaryota; Viridiplantae; Streptophyta; Magnoliopsida; Fabales; Fabaceae. The record is from RefSeq and is a predicted model, not a curated record. Gene Ontology annotation, molecular function: ATP binding; protein kinase activity. The coding region runs from base 1 to 963 and encodes 320 amino acids. Gene Ontology annotation, biological process: protein phosphorylation. The transcript is spliced from 9 exons.
AUGAAGGACGAUGUUAUGGGCGGAGCGGAGGAUUCCGAUGUGUCUGUUGAUGAUGAGAGUCUUUCGAAUGUUACUAAGCAGAAGGUAGCGGCUGCGAAACAGUAUAUUGAGAACCAUUACAAGGAACAGGAGUCUUCAAGAGAGGAAGGAGCGAUUUUGAAUUUCGCUGUACAUUAUGUUGGUUGCGAUGGCAAAUAUGUUGCAGAGUUUUCUAAUUCGUCGCUUAUAACAGGCGGACCAGGCAUAAAAUGGGUGUUGAGGAUUUUUGUAUCAGCUGUUAAUGUACAAACUGGUGAGGAGGUAGCUGUCAAGCUGGAGCCUGUGAAGACCAAGCAUCCGCAGCUUCACUAUGAAUCAAAAUUGUAUAUGCUUCUUCAAGGAGGAACUGGGGUGCCUCACCUGAAGUGGUUUGGAGUUGAGGGAGACUACAAUGUGAUGGCGAUCGACCUUCUUGGACCUAGUCUGGAAGAUCUGUUCAAUUAUUGUAACCGGAAGUUAACAUUGAAGACAGUGUUAAUGCUUGCUGAUCAAUUAAUUAACAGGGUUGAAUAUUUGCAUUCAAGAGGUUUCCUUCACCGUGACAUAAAGCCAGACAAUUUUUUAAUGGGCCUAGGACGUAAAGCAAAUCAGGUCUACAUCAUUGACUAUGGCCUCGCCAAAAAAUUCAGAGAUCUUCAGACUCAUAAGCACAUACCAUACAGAGAAAACAAGAACCUUACAGGCACAAAAAUUUUCGAGUUUGAAGAAAACAAGGUUGGAUUCGGAGAGAGCGGCCAAAAUAAGUUAGGUUCAUGUUUGGAAGUUUUGGUUUUGAGGUGGUUGGUCGCCGGAGGAGACGGCGGCGCCGCCGCGGUUGGCCGACCGCCACCGUCUUCUCCGGUCAAGGAUGGCUGUGGGAGUGGCGGUGAUGAAACGCUUAAGUUGCAGAGCAACUUGUUAGGCGAGAGGGAAGAGAGAGAGUGA